UUUUUUGCAAAAAUACUUCAUUGGAUUGGUAAUAGAAGAAAAUUAAACAAACAAAAAUACUUCCAUAUUUUCACAUAAUAUCUUUAUAAUAAGGACAAAAAAGAAAGCUCCUAUUAAAACGACCAUUUGUGGACCAUUUACAUUGUUGUCAAUCAUUAUCAUCAAGUUUGAUUCCUCAUAGCCUCCCACCAAUAACGUCACCAAUAACAACAGCUACUUAACUACAUUUUCUGGAUUUUCUUUUUCACGAUCUGACCCCUUGAUUAUCCCACAUUUCAUUAAUAACCCCACGCUCCAAUCCCACAGGUGUAGAACAAUGAAAGUCCCGAUCCCGCCAAUCAAACCGUACGCAAUCGAGUAAGUCAACGGCAUCAAAGCAAAAGUCACAAACGCCGGAAUCGCCUCCCGCAUAUCAUCCCAGUCGAUUUCCGUCACCGCCCUCAUCAUGAACACGCCCACCAGAAUCAACGGCGGCCCCACCGCCCACGGCGGGAUCGACGCCAGCAGCGGCGUGAAGAAGAAGGCCAGGAGGAAGUACCCCGCCGCAGUCAACGCCGUCAACCCUGUCCGCCCGCCUUCCCUUAUACCCGUGGAAGAUUCUAAGUACGCCGUCACCGGCGAAGUCCCUAGCAAGGACCCGAUCACCGUCGCCGAUGCGUCGGAAAUGAAUGCAAAAUACUGGCCCUCGAAAUCGCCGUUGGCGUCUGUGAAGCCGGCGAAUCGCGCCAUAGAAUACAUAGUGCCGGUGGUGUCGAGUAUAUCGACGUAGAGGAAAGUGACCAGAGCUUCCCAGAAAUGCCCUUUCCCGAUGCUCUUGAAGCUCAGAGCUCCGGCGGUGCUUUUGAUUUUGUGGACAUCGACGACUUUCUUGAAGUACCGGUAAGCAGAGUCGCCGGCGGGAGUGUUGGGGAAGGCGGUGACUUUUGUGUUACGGAACCACGAAACGGCGGUUACAAAGAUGACGCCGUAAAUCAUAGCGCCCUUUACGUUUUUGACCAAACAAUAAGCGAUUAUUACAAACCCAACCAAUCCGAGCCAAAACGUCGGGCUCUCCAUACGGCCAUUCAAGCAGAGGAUAUCGCCGGAGACCGCGCCGCCGGGAACUAGAGAAACGGUGCCGUUUGCGUCGGUUGUGACUUGGGCCAGCGCCGCACGUGCGGAGCGUGGGCAGGCUCCAAGUGUCACGAGCGUGGAAGUGCUGAGGCUAAUAAGGCCCAGCCCUUGAUUGUUCUGUAGCCCAAUAAAGGCUAGGAAAAGCCCAAUCCCAGCUGAUGAUGAGAUUCUCACAGGUUUGGGAAUCAUCUUCGCGAGCCAGGCGCGUACGCCAAACGCGGAAAUCGAAAGGAAUAUCAGCCCUUCGAUGAAAACUGCCGCCAACGCGCUCUGGUACGGCAAGUUGCCAGAGCCGUGGAAGCCCACAACGGUAUACGCGAAAUACGCGUUGGCUCCCAUCCCGGGAGCUAAAGCCAGGGGCAAAUUCGCGAAAACACCCAUCACCACGCAGCCGAUCAACGACGAGGCGACGGUGGCGACGAUCAGAUCCUUCCGCGUCUUCUCGAGACAGGCGGCGUAGCCGGGAUUGACGGGGUUGAAUUUGCAGGAAUCGUCGGGAGGGAUGACUCUGCCGCAUUUGGAGAGAGGAACGGAGGGAUCGGAGCAGAGAGGGACGCAGUCGGAGACGGAACAGGUGCCGCCGGAGUCUGUGAGGAUGGAGGCGUUCACGGCGAGGAUAUAGGCCAUGGUGAGGAAAGUGGCGGUGCCGGCGCGUAGUUCAGUGGUGAAGCUGGUGUUGCGUUCCGUAAGUUUGAAUCGAUUGCCGAUUCGGCCUCUUGCGACGGAGGCGUUGAGGCGACUCACCCAUGAUGUACUAGUGCUGGAAGCCGUAGAUUCCGCCGUGCGCGGUGGCGGUGAUGGAUUGUCCGCCUCCAAGUCCAUGGAUUAGUUAAACCAGUAGAUUCAUGCCUGAAAUUAAACCAUCGGUAUCGAUUAUAUCAUGGGGAUGGAGCCAUCAGUUGCAACAGAUUCGUUCAGAAUGCCUCUUCUAGACUGGGCGCGGUGACUUUGCCUGUGGAAAUAUCUCCCUGCUUCAUCGGCAAACCACGACGAGAUGAGCGGCGACUUCAAACUCUAGGAUUGGGCUGCAGCACCGCUGGAAGAAGAAUAAAGCUGGAUAAAGAAUUGCAUUUAAUCGAAAGAUAAAGUGGGAUUAUAAGAUUAUUAUUCUCAAAAAUAAUGGAAGGGUGGAAGUGUUAGAAAACGGAACGGAUUAUUAUAGUGUGGCAUUUGACAAAUGGCAGAUUCAGGUGACUAUUUUGAUUAACUAACAAUAUUAAUAGUUUGUAAAAUAAUGUUUGAUUAAAUAUUUUUUUGUAUUCUCCUCUUGUCGGUUUGUGUAAUAAACUAAUACUUCACACUGUGUACUUAUUUAGUUUUUGAAAAAUAUAUUUUUCACAUCGAUUUUAGAAUCGACGUAAAAUCUACUAAAAACAAUAAGAGCGAGUUGGGGUUAGCAAGGCUCUUUUGCCGUUUGUACAGUCCUCGUCCGUUACCCGUUAUUGCCGCAACCCACACUGACGGCCUUCUCCGUUUAUUUCCCGUUUGAUUGUCCACGUGUGCGCACUUCGCUCUUUCUGCGGGUAAGGAUAAGAUGAUAAGAUGAAAAUAUCUCUUCUCUCUCAUUCUUGUUUCGGUUUUGGAAGCUCAUCUACUCCGUCCCUUUGUUUUGUUUGUGCCAUUGCUCCUUACGCUUCAAAUUCUUUCUUCUCAUUCUUCCUCAGCGGUUGGGUUCCGAAGACCUCUACCAGAGCCGCUGGCUUCCGGUCGUCCGCCAAUUCGCCAUGUUUUCUGGCUCUAGGAGUACAGAGUUCGGGCUUCACUCUAUUUUAAGGAAAUAUCCAUGUUCAGAAAUCAAGCAGUGACGAAGUCCUCCGACGACAUCCCGCAUAUUUCGUCUCCGAGCGGUCGUUGACCUUGGGUUUCGCUAAUCUCAGCUGCCAUGGGUACUACUUCUCAUAGCAGUUAAUGUGGGUUAUGCAUUCACGUUCCUAGGGCUCGAAUUUAUGCUGAGCAUAGUGUCAUCUUAAUCAUCAAUGUUGAUUGAAAAGGGGCCGAUGAUGAAGAGGUAGUGUUGAUGUUCUGCACAAAUUGUUGCCUUCUUGAUGAUUAGAUCUGCAUCGGAGCACAUGAAAGGAUUUCAGCACUCAUUUAUUGUAAUAUUUGGGUGGGACUGAUAAGCAUUACACAUGGGAUAUGAACAAAAUAGAAGUUUGGGCCUGGUUUUCAUAUACAAGUAUGCAACAAAGUACUUCUACAUUCCUCGAGGGAAAUUUUUGGAACUAUGGAGUUGGCAAGAGAUACUUACAAACUUUACAUCCUUUCAGGAACGUUGAAUUUUUAAUAGCAAUGGAAAAUGAAGGUUGGAAGCUUGCACAAAUUUAUCAGUGGGUGAAAGAGCGGAUACGAGUGAUUGAACUAACUUGAGGUCCCCUGCUAUUGUGAUAUUACACCCGAUGAAAAUUAAAGGAUGGAAACUUGCUCAAAUCUAUCAAGUGAAAGUGCAUAGGCUAACUCAAGGUUAGGCUUAGACUUUUCGUCUAUUGAAUACAACAUUUCCUAUGUCCUUUUACGAAGUCUUACUUAUAAAUACGUCGGUUUCAGUUUUUCCUAGGCCACUUUGUUUGUCCGGUUUUCCGUUUGAAGGGAGUGUCAGAAUCUUAAAUUGGAAAGCUACAGAGAGAAUGAUAGUUUAAUUAAGCCUUGAAUUGAAUUGGCUUGCAGAUUAGAUUCAAUUUUUCAGAACUAACUUUUAAACUUUAUUUUUACUGAUUAUUUGACCAAAUAGACAACACGAAAAUCAAGGAGAACGAGGAAAACCACAUUGCUUCAUCAAUGUUGCUGAUAUUCAUUUGUAAAGGUAAUUGUAAGAAGUUCUAAUUGUCUGCUUCCAUCUAAGACUCUCACUUCCAUUAAAAUUUGUAGAAGUGCAAAGGCUGGUUAUCACACAUCAAGCUUUUCUGGGUCACCAAAACCAGGAUCUUAGAGUUAAGGUUUAACAUUUUUGCUUAUACUAUUUAUCAUUCCUCUGUCCAUCGUGAAUACUUCAAAAUUCUAAAUACUCCACACCGAGGAGAUUUUGGUUAAGGUAGUCUUACAUUAUCUUGGUAAUGUGAGAAAUGUAAUUUUUGUUUCAGCUUUUGAGAUUAUCGGAAAUAAAGAACCUCGUUCUGAGCCCUCUUUUGAAAAUCAUAAUGCAUACACUACACAUGAUCCUCCCGUAGUCCCGUGUCCAGUGAUGAUAAUCCCAAUCAAUCUGAGGACACCCCCUAUUAUUACUAACCUUGCUAAUUCAGGUCCACCAUUUUUCUCAUCUCCUCACCAGAGGGCGGUUAAGAUUGCAUUGAUGUAUUAAGGCUAAGGCUUCCCAAAACUCAAAAUUGAGCUGCGAGAACAAUUUAAUCAUUUUGAAAAUACACCCCUUACAUAUUUGUUUGUAUGCAGUUAGUACAAAUUUCUUUUUAAUUAGUCAUUUAAGUUGAUUUGGGAAAUGAAAUAUUGUAUCGGGUUCUAACCCAAUCAUCGGGGAGUUCCUCUGCUAUUUGAAAAAAUAAAAUAGCAACCCUUCUGCCAUUCUUAAUCCCCGAAUAUGCUAACAAACUCUUGCUCUGUUUUCUUAAUUAUUUGUCAUCCCCAUUGUUGAUGUUACUUCAAUCGUUGCAAUCAUUGAACAACGCUUUUCCCGUUUAGAUUUGUUUUUAAACAAUACAAUGGUGUGCCUGCUUGAUUGAACUGUUGUUUCCUCUCUU
Cuscuta epithymum is the source of this 4802-nucleotide messenger RNA. NCBI's taxonomy places the organism in Eukaryota, Viridiplantae, Streptophyta, Magnoliopsida, Solanales, Convolvulaceae. The record is from the annotation of a GenBank genome assembly.